AUGUCUGCCAAAACCUCUCCCGAAUCCCGGGGCCCCAGCCCGGGCCAAAUCUCCGGUUCCACCUCCGCCUCGAAUGGUAACGGCACACCCGUUCCCCCAAAGGAUAUGGAGAUGAAGACAUUGCGACCUGAUCCUCCUAAGGGUUCAAUUCCCCUAGGAGAGGAUGUAAUGCAGUUGGCUCGGAUGGGAGAGAUUGGCGCCAUGCAGAACUUAUUCACGGCGAAGAGGUUCACCGCAACUCACCGGGACGAGGAGGGGAUUACGCCGUUGCACUGGGCGGCAAUCAACAAUCAAUACGCGAUGUGCAAAUUCUUGAUCGAUUCCGGAGCCGACGUCAACGCUAAAGGAGGGGAAUCGGUGGCAACACCAGCCAUGUGGGCUGCGCAGCGAUGUCAUUAUUAUAUUGUGAACCUUCUGCUUCAGAAUGGAGGGGAUCCUCUCCUGACCGACGUCCAAGGAUACAACAUUCUACACCUUGCGACCAUCGAUGGCAACGCUUUCCUGGUCUUGCUGCUUCUGCACCAGGAGAUCCCUGUGGAUGUCGUUGAUCAGCAAGGGCACACCGGGCUGAUGUGGGCUGCGUAUAAGGGAUACCCUGCGUGUGUGGACUUGUUUCUCCGGUGGGGUGCCAAUGCAAACGCCGUGGAUGAAGGUGGCUUGACACCACUUCAUUGGGCGCUAGUCAAGGGCUCGAUGCCCUGUGUCCUGAAGUUGCUUGAAUAUGGCGCGGACCGGUUCGUGAAAACACGCGAUGGGAAGUCUCCUGCAACUGUAGCGCAGGAAAUGAACACCCUACGGAUCUGGUAUCGCUCGCUCAAUGAGCGUGGCUAUGAAGCUGAUGGCACCCAGAAAGUGGUGCCCCUAGGUCUCUCAAGCUUUGUGCGCAACAAGAACAUCAUGGCCAAGUUCUUCUUCCUCUGGCCUUUCUUAACCAUCUUGGUUGGAAUCUGGAUGCUCAGUAACCUGGCGAUUUUCAUUUCCGUGCCCCUCGUGUUAGUGACUGUCUUCGGGAUGCAGUAUGUUGCACAGCAACUUGCAAACAAGGGACCUUCAGAAUAUCAUGUUCUGCAUAAAACACCGUAUCUAGCUGGUGUCUUCGCGGGCUCGUUGUUCUGGGUUGGCUUCCGUUAUGCUUUCACGGUGCUUCCCGCAACUUACUCCUCGUCUCCGAUUCUGAACAUUUUCUUCGCAACCUUCUUCUGCUCGACUGCUUAUUUCUACAUUUAUGCCAUGGUCCAGGACCCAGGCUAUGUGCCGAAAGUGAGCAGCAGGAAUCAACAGAGAGAGAUCGUCAAGGAGCUGUUCGAGCAAUGGAAGUUUGACGAAGAAAACUUCUGCAUCCCUUGUUUGACCAGAAAGCCGAUCCGAAGCAAGCACUGUCGGCGCUGCGGACGCUGCGUUGCCAAGCAUGACCACCAUUGCCCGUGGAUUGAUAACUGUGUCGGAUCAAACAAUCUCCGCCAUUUUGUCCUUUAUAUAGUUUCCCUCGAAGUUGGUAUUAUUCUGUUUGUGCAGCUGAGUAUUGCUUAUAUUAACGCUUUACCCGCACCUACCGACGUCACGUGUAAUGUUAUCAACGAAAUGUUGUGUGAUUAUGCCUCUCGGGAUCCCUUCACUCUAGUCCUGAAUGUGUGGGCUAUCCUUCAGCUGGUCUGGGUCACGAUGCUAUGCGCGGUCCAGCUUGUUCAGAUAUCGCGUAAUCAGACGACCUACGAGAACAUGCGAGGUCAUCAUAUCGACCGGUCCUACCCGAGUUCUCAAGCGUUUGCAUCGGCCAUGACCGCCGGAACCACAUCCUUGGAGGCUGCUGGUCUUUCGGCUUCUGGACAAGGACCGAAUCCGGCCCUUCGUGGCCCUCCGGCACCUAGACGGAAGCAUGGCUGCCUCCAACAAUGGUCAUCUCUCCUGGGAAUCGAUGCCUUCUGGACGACAGCCAAGGACGGCCUUCGCGACGGACCCCAAGCGGCUCGCCCUCGCAACCCCUUCUCCCGCGGCGUCAUCACCAACUGCCGCGACUUCUGGUGCGACCCGGCUCCGCUCUUUGGCAAGCGCCAAACUGGCUUGGCAAUGCUCGGCGGCGAAGUGGUUAAUUAUCAUGAUAUGUACGAAACCCCGAUGCGCAUGCACACUGGGAGCCGGUCUGGCGAGGGAGCUGGCUACCGCAGCGUUGCUGGCGAGGAUCCCGAACGCAUGGUCUAA
Messenger RNA from Penicillium paradoxum, 2199 nucleotides. Its product is annotated as ankyrin repeat domain-containing DHHC palmitoyltransferase family protein. Gene Ontology annotation, biological process: protein palmitoylation. Gene Ontology annotation, molecular function: protein binding; palmitoyltransferase activity. Bases 1 to 2199 code for a protein of 732 amino acids. The record is from RefSeq and is a predicted model, not a curated record. NCBI's taxonomy places the organism in Eukaryota, Fungi, Ascomycota, Eurotiomycetes, Eurotiales, Aspergillaceae. Gene Ontology annotation, cellular component: Golgi membrane. The transcript is spliced from 4 exons.